Toxotes jaculatrix (banded archerfish) is the source of this 1241-nucleotide messenger RNA. It is a transcript of the gene gstt1a, whose product is annotated as glutathione S-transferase theta 1a. Gene Ontology annotation, molecular function: glutathione transferase activity. NCBI's taxonomy places the organism in Eukaryota, Metazoa, Chordata, Actinopteri, Toxotidae. Gene Ontology annotation, biological process: glutathione metabolic process. Gene Ontology annotation, cellular component: cytoplasm. The record is from RefSeq and is a predicted model, not a curated record. The coding region runs from base 126 to 854 and encodes 242 amino acids. The transcript is spliced from 5 exons.
AGCCUUACAGCGAGGAGGGGGCGGAGUUCUGGGCAGACGCAGGAUAACAGGCGCAGCAGGAGACGAGUGAAAACACUGAGGGAAACGCUGCUGAAUCCAAACAUCUGCCUUCAGACUCUGACAAGAUGGAGCUCUAUCUUGACCUGUACUCUCCACCCUGCCGCUCGGUUUUCCUGUUUGCUAAAGUGGUCGGGAUUCCCUUUGAGUUUAAGAUGGUCGACCUUGCUGCAGGUCAGCAGUACAGCGAGGAGUUCGGCAAAAUCAGCGUGAUGAGGAAGGUUCCUGUCAUGAAGGACGGCAGCUUCGUCCUGACAGAAAGCAUUGCGAUCCUGAAGUACAUGGUGCAGAAGUAUUCACGGUCAGUGGCAGACCACUGGUACCCAGCCGACCUGCAGCAGCGAGCUCUCGUUAAUGAAUACCUGUCCUGGCAGCACAUGAACCUCCUAAGUCACGGGGCAAAGGUCUUCCUGCUCAGGACUAUGUUUCCUGUCAUCAUGGGCUUUGAGGUCCCAAAGGAGAAGAUGGACGCUGCUGUCGAGGAUCUGAAUCAGUCGCUGAACCUGCUGGAGGAGAAAUUCCUGCAGAACAAACUGUUCAUCGUCGGUGACAAAAUCUCUCUGGCUGAUCUGGUGGCUCUUAUUACCAUCAUGCAGCCUGUUGGAACCGGCCUGGAUGUGUUUCAAGGCCGGCCAAAGCUGAUCGCCUGGAGAGAGCGAGUGAAGAAGGAGUGCGGUGAGAAGCUGUUUGACGAAGCUCACGUGGCGAUCAUGGGGGUGAGCAGCCUGCCGCAGAAGAUGCAGAACAACCCCAUGCUGGAGAUGAUGAGACCAAAAUUUCAGAAGCUUUUCAGCUGACUCAGCAGAUCAUACGACCGUCAGUGAUGAUUUGUUCAGUGAUUUUCACCAGCAGAAUUCCUGUUCAGGUUUGUUAUGAAGCACUGAGAAAUCAUUUAACCAGCUUCCAGGUGUUAAGUUCUGUCGAAACUGCAGCUUUGUUCUCACGUCGUGAAACAAAUCUUUAACAUGGUCAUCAGGUUUCAUGCAAUAAAAUCUAGAAAUUUACAAAACAGAAACUGGAACUGAGGUUUGCUUCAAACUUUUCAGCUGAAUAUUUUCACCAGGAAACGUGAAGACAACGACUCAUUGUCUGUGAAGUGUUCUGAAUAAAUGCUCAUUUAUGAUCCUGUACCACAAACAUUAAAAUGAUGCAUCAACAGUGAUAAAUGUGAAGUGUGUAAAGAA